Molecule: messenger RNA, 420 nt
Organism: Peronospora matthiolae
Lineage: Eukaryota; Oomycota; Peronosporomycetes; Peronosporales; Peronosporaceae
Source: the annotation of a GenBank genome assembly
AUGAGCCUAAUAAUGAAGUACACGAGUGAAGGAGUGCCGAAAAACUGGGACGGCAAGGAUUGGCAGACAUACAAAUGGGGGAUGACAACUGUCUUUAAAGAGAACGACCUCAGGGCGAUUGCAGUUGGUAGUACGACCAAGGAAAUGCUUGCUACUGCUCGUGCACAAAAGCAAGAAGAGUUUGAGAAGAAGCAUGUUAAGAUCAUGCAAAUGAUCGGUAUGUCUUUACCUUCGGAAGUAUUACAGCAAAUACGCGACAAGAAGACCGGAUUGGAUAUGUGGGAAAAGCUUUGCAAUCUCUACGAAGGGAAACAGAACGAAGCAGUCAGGGUAAAAACGAUUCGUCGCGUGGAACAUGAGCUUUGGAUUCCCAAGCUCACACCUGAAGGAGAUGCAAACCUGCAUAUGUGCAAAUGUUAA